Messenger RNA from Diuraphis noxia (Russian wheat aphid), 714 nucleotides. RefSeq lists its product as uncharacterized. Gene Ontology annotation, cellular component: extracellular region. The record is from RefSeq and is a predicted model, not a curated record. Lineage: Eukaryota; Metazoa; Arthropoda; Insecta; Hemiptera; Aphididae.
AUGGACAACUGCAGUGAGACCACGUCGUGCCUGCAGUACAUCUUGACGUACCGUUCGAGGACCGGAGAACACAACCAUUACGUUUUCGUGUCGGACGCGGCCAAGAGCACGGUGCUGGUGCUCAAUACGGACACGGGCGCCCAGUGGGCCAUGGACUUUCCGCAAAAGUCGACGGGACACGAAGCGGCGGCGCGGGACAUAUUGUACAUGGUGCUGCUGCGGACGGCAAACGGCCAGACAUGGCUGUACACCACGUUCAUGUCCGGUUGCAAAGUUUUCGCCGUUGACCUCGAGUACAUCGAUCGGUGUACGUUGGAUGGAGCUCAGCCAGCGAUCGUCGAGGCGGGACACAAACCGUACCGGAUCACAGUGCUCGGUACUGACACCGGGAGUCGCAUGUACUUCCGGCGGCCCACCGAAAACGAGAUAUGGUCGUGGAACGCCAACUAUGGGCCAUUUCACCGGAACGGCUUCGAACUGGUGUCCAAGGGCACGGACUGCAGGGCCCCGGUGCACGUUGCCCCCGGAUACGGUGGGUUCGUUUAUGUGCUCAGGAGUAAUUUUGCCGAUUACGUGCGAAACAACACCGGUUCGAUGGGUGCUUACAGCCUCAUACAACCUGUCAUCACRCUAUCCUCAUUCUGUUCAAUCUUGUCGACUACAACGGUGCCGUCCAAAGCCGAUGACGGUUGCUCGUGUCUGCUGACCAACUGA